Aspergillus eucalypticola CBS 122712 is the source of this 768-nucleotide messenger RNA. RefSeq names its product GNAT family N-acetyltransferase. The record is from RefSeq and is a predicted model, not a curated record. Bases 1 to 768 code for a protein of 255 amino acids. Lineage: Eukaryota; Fungi; Ascomycota; Eurotiomycetes; Eurotiales; Aspergillaceae. The transcript is spliced from 2 exons. Gene Ontology annotation, molecular function: acyltransferase activity, transferring groups other than amino-acyl groups.
AUGGGGGCUUCCAACCUUGUCGUUUCGCGCGUCUCUCUUACAUCUGAAGGGGAAUGGGAUGAGCUCAUUGCUGGCUACUGGGCUUCCUGGCUGGACCCGUUCCAGGCUACAGGAGAGCUCACUUUCGCUCAUUUAGGCACAAGAAGUCCGGCAGAACAGAAAGCAUUUUCGAAGGUCAAGAAUGAUCUAUUGAACCAAGCACGAUCAGAUCCAGAUAACACAGUAUGGCUCAAAUGUGUCGAUGUCCAACUUAAGCGUAUUAUUGGCGGUGGGAUGUACAAGAUCUAUCGGUCCAAUCCCUAUAGAGCAGGCGCACCCACACCCGUCGCUGACUGGUUCCCCGAUGGGAGCGAGAAACGGGCUCUCGCAGAGGCGAUGUACAGACAGCUAUGGGCGUGGAGAGCCAAAUUGAUGACGGAAAAACAUUUCUGUGGCUGCGCACUUUGGACCCUGCCAGAAUAUCGCUAUCAAGGGGCUGCAGGCCUUAUACUCGAACGAUUUGUGCGGCAUGCGGACGAGUUCCAAAUGGAAGCAUACUUGGAGGGGUCCGAGAUGGCUGUCCGCCUCUAUGAGCAGUACGGAUUCACCGUUGUGUCUGAGGCAAAACUAUAUUUCGAACCCCCAGAUGGGACAGCAGGCAGUGCGGAUUGGUGGCGGCUUGUUCAUAACCUACAGUCUCAUCCCGUCAGUAUUAUGUGGAGACCAGUAGGUGGGCAGCAGGGAUUGAAGUAUCCAUGGGAAAAGGAUGGUCCGCAGUCAAGAUUGUAG